This is a messenger RNA of Botrytis sinoallii, 363 nucleotides long. RefSeq lists its product as uncharacterized. The coding region runs from base 1 to 363 and encodes 120 amino acids. The record is from RefSeq and is a predicted model, not a curated record. The transcript has 2 exons. Lineage: Eukaryota; Fungi; Ascomycota; Leotiomycetes; Helotiales; Sclerotiniaceae.
AUGGCGAAUGGAUUGGAUUGGUUGGGUUGGGUUGUUUCUGAGGUGCAGGAUGAGAAGUGGAAACGGGGUAUCUUAGCAUCUACUGCCCCAUGUAAAAUGUAUUGUGAAAAUGGGGGGAUCCACGGCUUUAGGCGGAAUAAGACGUGUGCGAAUGAGCUGGAAAUGGAAAUGAAGGGAUUCCAGGUAUUUGAGAAAUGUUUGUUGUGUCUAUAUGAAGAAGAGGUAAGAAGAGGAACAUCAAGUGUGAGGAUGGAGAGAAAAGAAGAGAAUGGGAAGGAGAAGGAGAAGGAGAAGGAGGUGGAGAAGGGAGAAGGGAGAAUUAUCAACAAAUACAUACCAAAUACAAUACAAGAGGACUUUUGA